AACAAGAAUGACAUAAGCAUGAGCAGGAGAGCAGCCACCCACUUUCUUCCUUCUCUAAACGCCAAACACCUUCUAAUUAGGAAUUGCCUCCUUUCGCCCUUCCCCGGCCCUACUAUAAUUAUGAUCCGCACUCCUUCCCUCCUCCGCCGUCCCUUCUUCUCCUCCUCCUCUUCCCCGCCGCCGCCCAGUUCCUCCUGCAUCCUCCCUCCUCCUUCGCUUCUCCGCCCUCACCUCAUUUCCACUCCAAUCUCUCUCCGCUGCUCCGCCGCUGACUCACGCUUGCCGCCGAAUCGAGAAAUGGCUACAGCUGACAACCAGCAGGAUCCUCGCCUCGCCGGAAUCGCUUCCGCGAUUCGAGUUAUUCCCGACUUCCCCAAAGCAGGGAUUAUGUUUCAGGAUAUAACGACGCUCCUUCUGGACGUGAAGGCGUUCAGGGAUACUAUCGAUUUGUUCGUCGACCGGUACAAGGACAAAGGCAUCUCCGUCGUCGCUGGUAUUGAAGCAAGGGGGUUCAUAUUUGGCCCUCCAAUUGCAUUGGCCAUUGGCGCGAAGUUUGUCCCGUUGAGGAAGCCCAAGAAGCUACCUGGAGAGGUUAUAUCGGAAGAGUACUCUCUGGAAUAUGGCACGGACAAGAUCGAAAUGCAUGUUGGUGCUGUACAAGCUGGUGAACGUGCACUGAUAGUUGAUGAUCUCAUAGCAACUGGUGGGACAUUGACUGCUGCAAUCAGGCUCCUAGAGCGUGUUGGGGUUGAAGUUCAUGAGUGCGCUUGUCUCAUGGAGCUGCCUGAGCUGAAGGGUCGUGAUCGUCUGGGAGACAAGCCUUUGUUUGUCCUUGUGCAAUCUUCUGUUGAUGCACAUGAUUAUCAUUAGAGAUCUCUCAUCAGAAAGAAAGAUGGGGAAGGGGUGGUGAAGUAAAAGGAUCGAGUUGGAUCGCAGAGUAAAAGAGGUUUGCUUUAAGAAUAAACGAUUUGGCUAUGCGUUUGAUGAUUUUUCGGUAAACACGGUUAAUUGGUGAAAGGUUUCUAUUGGGAUGUGCGAGGCAGAUUUGAAGUUAACAUUGUUGAUUGAACAGAAAGAAGGGCUGGAUGAAUUAGGAGAGGCAGCCGGUUUGAUAGUAUCGUCUUGUAUCUUAUUAUCAUACCGCUGUUUCAAGGAAGUAGGGCAGAACAGGCUGCUUGUUGUAUCAAGUUCAUAUAUAUAUAUAUUAUUAGAUGCUUGGCUCAUCUCUUAGACACUGCAAUCUUU
Linum tenue is the source of this 1245-nucleotide messenger RNA. The record is from the annotation of a GenBank genome assembly. Lineage: Eukaryota; Viridiplantae; Streptophyta; Magnoliopsida; Malpighiales; Linaceae.